AUCCAGUUUGCUGAGAGCGACUCUUGACAUUGACACGGUCGAGAUUCCUUCUGGCACAUACAUCAAGCCACACCGGACAGCCGUGAGAAACAAGGACAGGUCGACUUGGAGAAGAAUCUCACUCGCACCAUUCCUCCCCGAUGUUCCUUCUUCCUCGUCUCAGCUCUCAGAGUCACCACACCCCAAGACACCAUCAAUCACGACCAGCGUUCCGAUUUGAAGAUGCCGUCUUCGAUAGAACCACUCUCGCUCCCUUCAUCAACCAUCACACCUGCCCAGACUACUUUCGAAGACGGUGUGCCCGAGAUUAAGGACGUCCCAGCAUUGGGCCCGAAGAAGACCGGUUCGCCAUCAAAGCCGUUGCCUAAAAGACUGUCACACCGAUCGAGUUGGUUAAGAUAUCCACACUGGCCCGCAUCAAGCUCUUCAACCCAGUGUUUACCAACCAGCGAAAACUGCGGAUUGAACCAACAUCAACCUUGUGACACGUGGCUGCUGCUGCUGCUGCUGCUGUUGCUGCUGUUGGAAGUCGCAGUAUUUCUCAUCAAGCGAACGGUUCCUACUGAAAGUCGUUGCUUCAUCUCCUCUUCACAAAGGGUACUCAGUCUUGAAGGGGAGUGGCAGAGAGGGAAUUUGGUACACACCCAAACAAGACUGUUCCGUCGCAUUAUGGUCUCCAGAUUCCUGAGGUGUGCAUUGAGAGGGAGGAGGAGGAACAUCUCAACACAUGUCUUCCGGUCUACUGUGCGGUGGUCAUAUCCGUCGCGGAUCCUAUGGAAUGCUUCUAUAAACGAGACAUCAGUCAGGCUGUGGAGAACGUCUGGAAGGGGGCAGCUCAGGUGGUUGUGACGGAAUUCUGCAAAGAAACAAAAAGCUGUAUUCGGAGGGUGUCAUCUGUAAAAGCCGUAUAAUCAUAACAGUCGUAGUGUAUCAUGUUCGU
Messenger RNA from Aureobasidium subglaciale EXF-2481, 940 nucleotides. RefSeq lists its product as uncharacterized. The record is from RefSeq and is a predicted model, not a curated record. Lineage: Eukaryota; Fungi; Ascomycota; Dothideomycetes; Dothideales; Saccotheciaceae. The transcript has 2 exons. The coding region runs from base 223 to 849 and encodes 208 amino acids.